Messenger RNA from Gadus morhua (Atlantic cod), 2640 nucleotides. RefSeq names its product insulin-like growth factor-binding protein complex acid labile subunit. The record is from RefSeq and is a predicted model, not a curated record. The transcript has 2 exons. Gene Ontology annotation, cellular component: plasma membrane. Bases 991 to 2043 code for a protein of 350 amino acids. Gene Ontology annotation, molecular function: protein binding. Lineage: Eukaryota; Metazoa; Chordata; Actinopteri; Gadiformes; Gadidae.
AGUCAUAUCUUCAGCGACCCCGAAUGGGCCCCAAACAAAUGUGCUUCUCAAAUCUCCCUCCAAGGUUUUCUGAAAACCUGGCAGCCCUGCUUGUGGGUGACGUGUCCGGGCAGUAUUUUGCCAAAAACUUGGAACAAAAGAACACUUCAGUAUUAAGUUUAGAAGCAUGUUAUCAUAGCUUCAACUUGUUAGUGGUUUAUUUGAAGUAACCCCUGCUUGGGCCUCAAUUUAACUGGAUGUCCUCAAAAUAAAGAUUGUAGGAUUGUCCUUUUGGUAACAUAAUUGGAAGGAUUUGGGGUCAGUCAGUGCACAAUUCUAUUGGCCAUAAUCACCAGCUGCACAAAUUGCUUGCGUGCAGUUGAUAAUAUUGCUUGCAUACAGUUCUGCCAACUAGGCCUGCUGCUCUAUACGCCCCUUACAUACUUUAUGGAUCCCUUCAUACUAAGAUGUAUUGAUGUGCAUCAUGAAAAGUUUGAAAAUGUGCUUACAAUCACGUUCAACUGACAAUCUUUUAGGCUGCAGAAGAGCCGAGGUGAUUCCGAUUCAAGUUGACGAUCGAGCCAUCUAUUUGUCACUUGAUGUUGCGCCAUGUUAUAGUUUGAUGGAAGAAACGUUUGUGCAAUGGGAGAUCCUUUCAUGGAAAAAGUUGAUAUUUAUUUGCUACAUCAGGCAGAAACUGAUGUAAAUCUUUAUGUUGGCACCGCUCCAGACUGGACAUGAUGGCCGGUUUCCGGGAUUUACUGAUGCUUUGUGAUGAUUUGGUUAAGCCUUUAAUCCCUCUUUAUCAGAAAUAUUCCCUCGUCUCUCCCCGAACAUUUCCCGAGAGAGAGCAACCUUCUCUUCUCGUCGGAAUCAACUAUUUAUCUGGAACAAAACAUCAACCUAUAUUCUACCUGAACACAGUGCAGCGAUGGUUUGCUGUCAUUUUUUCUACCAGCCCUGAACAUAGUAUUUUCGUAAAAAAAAAAAAAAACAUUCGGCAUAAACGCGAUGUUGUGUGCAGCGGUUAAGCUACUGCCCCUGCUUUUCAUCUCCAUCUUGGGCUCCACGUCGUGUCCUGAUCGCUGCCGCUGCUUCAUCUCCUCUGAUCUGGUUGACUGCCAGUCAAGAGAGCUGACCCGCAUCGCCCCGGAUGUCCCAGAGGGGACAUGGCUGCUGGACUUCAGCAGAAACCGGCUGACGGAGGUACAGAGCAACGCUUUCAUCGGACUGUGGUCACUCAGAAUCCUCCUGCUGUCCAACAACAGCAUCGAAGCAUUGGAACCCCAGUCUCUAUCAUCCCUGCAAUUUCUGGAGAUCCUGGACCUGAGUUUCAACCGACUGCAACAGCUCCCCGGGGACUUCUCCCAGAGCCUGGGCUCCCUCCUGGAGCUGCGUCUGCGCCACAACCUCCUGCAGCACCUGUCCCCCCCAGCCAUGGACAAGCUCGAGAACCUCAGGAAGCUGGACCUCAGCCACAACGCCCUCCAGACCAUGGAUGCCGGGCUGUUGAAUGCCCUGGGGCACCUCCGGUACCUCAACCUGGAGGGGAACAAGCUGGACGCCCUGGAGGACCACCUGCUCACCCGGCAGCAGAGGCUGGAGGUGCUGCACCUCGGCCACAACAACAUCUCCCUGAUCGAGAGCGAGGCGCUGGCCCCGCUGCGCAGCCUCAACCUACUGGGGCUGAGGGGCAACCGGCUGGAGCACGUCCACUUCAGAGUGUUCCUGGGGCUGCGCGCCUCCUCCUCCACCUACCUCCAGCUGGCCCUCAACCCCUGGACGUGCGACUGCGAGUUGCACCGCGUCUUCAGCAAGAUCCAGCACGUGCGCUAUCUGAAGGUGGAAGACUACAAGGAGAUCGUGUGUGAGGGCCCGGGCCCAUUGGCAGGGGCCUCCCUGGCCCUCAUGGACAGCCAGCUGUGUGUGGCCGAGACGUCCGCGGUCCUGGUCAUCACCAUCACCGUGGUGAUGGGUGUCAUCUGCGCCCUGGUCAAGGCCAAGCGCAACAGCAGUAGCAAGCAGUCUGUGAGUGAGAGUGAUGCACAAGCACUGGAGAAGUGAAGUGCGUCCUGGAGGAGGUGGGAAGGGACUGCAGAGAGGGGGACUGAUUGUUUGUCAGGGGGUCAGAUGAUGGGAUUUAUUCACCUAGCAACCAUCUGGGUUCUAAGCGGUAACUGAAUGUGGAAUUAUGCGUUCAGUUCCCCUACCCAGCGAGUGUUUAGAACCCGCAAGGUGAUUAGGGUCCAUGGUGUGGCUGGGAUUAGAUUUUUGGGGGAUCUGAGCUCGGUUAUGAGAAAGUGUUUUCAUAAUUAAGCAUUUGUUGCAUAUGAAAAAUUUCCAUUAAUAUAACAUUAAUCUCUUUCUCCUUUAACCAAAUAAUCCAUGUUAUGUUAUGACUUUUGUGUUGUAUUUGAGCAGGGCUUCUGAACCGUGUUGUCAUCUUACAUUUGUUCCAUACUUCCACAGACUAUUAGUGGUCAACUCACCUAAUUUUUCAAUCCUAUUGCAUUUCCAUACCGUUUAAUUUUAACUGACCCGUUUAUUUUCCUUCUAGAGAUUUUCACCUUACCGUACAUGAUACAGUACAUUAUUGUAGCCGAGCAGCUGCUAGAAAAAGUUUCAUGAUCUUUUAAAAAGAAAAUGCAACCACAUAUUACA